CGGAAUACAAUCGCGAGAAGCGAUCCCGUCUUGGGGAAAGCGAUUGAUCUCUUUCGAUCCACGUCCGGUCGACAGGGGACAUGGAGAAUUUGAUAUCUUUGGUGAACAAUAUCCAGAGGGCUUGCACCGCCCUCGGAGAUCAUGGGGAGGAGAGCGCCUUGCCGACGCUGUGGGACUCCCUGCCUGCAAUUGCCGUCGUCGGCGGGCAGAGCUCAGGUAAGUCGUCAGUGCUGGAAAGCAUAGUUGGCAAGGAUUUCUUGCCAAGGGGUUCAGGAAUUGUUACUCGCCGCCCCCUCGUACUGCAACUUCAUAAAAUUGAUGAAGGGAGAGAAUAUGCAGAGUUUAUGCACCUUCCCAAGAAGAAGUUCACCGACUUUGCUCAAGUUAGGAAGGAGAUCGAAGAUGAAACUGAUAGAGAGACCGGCCGUUCAAAGCAAAUCUCCUCCGUUCCAAUUCAUCUAAGUAUAUUUUCUCCUAAUGUUGUAAACUUGACACUCGUUGAUCUACCUGGACUUACAAAGGUGGCAGUUGAGGGUCAACCUGAGAGCAUUGUAACUGAUAUCGAGAAUAUGGUCCGUGCAUACAUUGAAAAGCCUAAUUGUAUCAUUCUUGCAAUUUCUCCAGCCAAUCAGGACCUUGCUACAUCAGAUGCAAUUAAGAUUUCUCGUGAAGUGGACCCCAAGGGUGAGAGGACUUUUGGAGUGCUUACUAAAAUUGAUCUUAUGGACAAGGGCACUAAUGCAGUUGAUAUAUUAGAAGGAAAAUCAUACAAGCUACAAUUUCCAUGGAUUGGUGUUGUUAACCGUUCCCAAGCUGACAUUAACAAGAAUGUCGACAUGAUUGCUGCCAGAAAUAGAGAGCGUGAGUAUUUUGCAAAUACACCAGAAUACAAGCAUCUUGUAAAUAGGAUGGGUUCAGAGCAUCUGGCUAAAAUGAUGUCAAAGCAUUUGGAACAAGUAAUCAAGUCCCGAAUUCCAGGCAUUCAAUCUCUGAUAAGUAAAACUAUAACUGAACUUGAAAUGGAGCUAAGCCGUCUCGGGAAACCUAUUGCUGCAGAUACAGGAGGAAAGUUGUACGCAAUUAUGGAAAUUUGCCGUGUUUUUGAUCAAAAUUACAAGGAACACCUUGAUGGCAUGCGUCCUGGUGGUGAGAAGAUUUACAAUGUUUUUGACAGUCAACUCCCUGCAGCUCUAAAAAGGUUACAGUUUGACAAGCAUCUAUCAAUGGAGAAUGUAAGAAAAACUGUUACUGAAGCUGAUGGAUAUCAGCCUCACUUGAUAGCUCCUGAACAAGGAUAUCGUCGCCUUAUUGAAUCUUCUGUAGUCUCAAUAAGAGGCCCUGCAGAGUCAGCUGUUGAUUCAGUUCAUGCUAUAUUAAAGGACCUGGUCCAUAAGGCUAUCAAUGAGACACACGAACUAAAGCAAUACCCUACUUUGAGAGUUGAGGUUGGGAAUGCUGCUGUUGAAUCUUUGGAGCGUAUGAGGGAAGAAAGCAAGAAAGCGACCCUAAAGCUGGUAGAUAUGGAAUGCAGUUAUCUGACUGUCGAUUUCUUUCGGAAGCUUCCCCAGGAUGUAGAGAAAGGCGGAAAUCCAACGCAUUCUUUAUUUGAUAGAUAUAAUGACUCUUACCUUAGACGUGUAGGAACUACUGUCUUGGCUUAUGUCAAUAUGGUAUGUGCAAGCUUGCGGAACUCCAUACCCAAAUCCAUUGUUUACUGUCAAGUACGUGAGGCCAAGCGCUCCUUGCUCGAUCAUUUCUUUACUGAUUUGGGAAAAAGAGAGGGGAAGCAGCUGGGAAAGUUGUUGGACGAAGACCCAGCAAUAAUGGAACGUAGAACUGCCCUUGCGAAGAGGUUGGAGCUGUAUAGAAGUGCUCAAGCUGAGAUUGAUUCGGUAGCAUGGGCCAACAAGUAGAGACUAGAGAGUAGAAUUCCAACUCUCUUUCCUUUUCCUUCUCUUUCUUGUUUUCUUCCUCGCUCUCCUGAGUCUAGGAGAUGCCUAUUUUGAUUCAUUUGCUUAUGACUUGAUGUCCUUGAAUCAAUAAUUAUGAUUUAUCAAAUUUUGCACCUUGAGCAAUA
This is a messenger RNA of Musa acuminata subsp. malaccensis (wild Malaysian banana), 2077 nucleotides long. Its product is annotated as dynamin-related protein 5A-like. The record is from RefSeq and is a predicted model, not a curated record. Gene Ontology annotation, molecular function: microtubule binding; GTP binding; GTPase activity. NCBI's taxonomy places the organism in Eukaryota, Viridiplantae, Streptophyta, Magnoliopsida, Zingiberales, Musaceae. Gene Ontology annotation, cellular component: microtubule; membrane; cytoplasm.